Notothenia coriiceps (black rockcod) is the source of this 3762-nucleotide messenger RNA. RefSeq names its product PWWP domain containing 2B (gene pwwp2b). The coding region runs from base 245 to 2113 and encodes 622 amino acids. The transcript has 3 exons. Gene Ontology annotation, molecular function: chromatin binding. The record is from RefSeq and is a predicted model, not a curated record. Lineage: Eukaryota; Metazoa; Chordata; Actinopteri; Perciformes; Nototheniidae. Gene Ontology annotation, cellular component: chromocenter; nucleus.
UCAAAGUGAGACAGAGAGGGGAGGCCUUGUCUUGAGAGAUUUCUGCUCCUCCAGCACAGGGAGCGUGAUGUCAGCGGUGGCAGUGCUGUUGUAAUUGACUUGGUGGGGGUGAUGGCGUCAUUUUAUGCCCUGGUGUAGCCUCCUGCUCCUAUAGCGAAGGGGAGACGGAUCUUUAGCCGACGCGACCGUGGCUCCCUUGGCGGCGAUCGAGCACCGCAGAGCGGGACACGAAACGCCGGGAAACAUGGAGGCUGUGGCCGAGGAGCUGCGGGCCGGCUCUCGGGUACCUGUCACUAUCGAUCAAAUAGUUAACGAUACACUGGUGGUGACGCUGACCUACCGAGAAAGGAACUAUACGGGGAUAUUACUUGAUUGCAACAAAAAGACUGGGCUAUUCUGUCUACCAGAUUUCAAAGCAGAUAACAGGCACUUCCCGAUAUCUACACCGGCGUGUGAAGUCCCAGAAGUUCUGAGUGAGGAGCCGGUUUCCAAAUCUCCCAGCCAGGCUUCACACAGACCAAAGGAUGAAAAUAGUCUCCCAGAAAGCAGCUUACCUUCUGCACCUCUUCCCUGCCCUGUACCCACACCAGUGCUCGCUGGACAGACUCCUUACCCUCCUUAUUUUGAAGGAGCCCCCUUCCCUCAGCCCUUAUGGGUGCGCCACAGCUACAGCCAAUGGGUACCUCAGCCCCCUCCACGACCAAUCAAGAGAAAGAAAAGGCGAACGAGAGAGCCUGGCCGCAUGACCAUGAGUACUAUCCGUCUACGGCCACGGCAGGUACUGUGUGAAAAGUGCAAGAACACACUGAACAGUGACGAGGACAGCAAAGAUGGCAUGAGCAACACUAAGACUCCUAGAAAAGAGAAUGCACUACAGAGCGAUGAUGACGGUGAGGACAAGGACACCACUUCUAAGCUGUUGAGAAAAGAGGAUGUUGUUGCAGGCAAGGACACUAAGAGACGUGAAAAUGGCCCCAGCCUUGACAGCAAGCGUCUCAGGAAGGACAAAAGGGGGGAGCCCGAAGGGGAGAAGUUCCCCGGAGGUGACGUUAUCCCCCACAGUCCUGUCAUAAAGAUCUCCUACAGCACUCCACAGGGCAAGGGGGAGGUCAUGAAGAUCCCCGCGAGAGUCCACGGGUCAGUCAAGCCUUUCUGCCCAAAACAACUGGCGCUGAAUGGCCUGGGAGAAAACGGCAAGAUGCCUUCUGAUCCCACAAAGGAGCAACGGCACAUUUUAGAUGCCACAAGGUCUGGCCUGACUGUGUCCAUUCCCAAACUCAAACUUACCAGGCCCUAUACAACUGUGGGUCAGGACUUGCCUUCUCCAAAGAUCCACUUGAGACCCCCUCAGAGGGAGGGUGAGGACAGUGUGGUGGAGUAUGAGGCAGAACUUGUAGGAGGCACCAGGAGACGAAGCCCCAGGGUGCCCGGGCCAUGCCUCCCCCAAUCUGACGACUCGGGGGAAGGUAAAAACUCUCUGGAGUUGUGGUCUGGGAGUUCAGGAGAGGAGGUGGAGCGCGGCCACAGCGACCUUACCCUUCUUAUUAAUUUCCGUAAGCGCAAAGCGGAUUCUUCUAGCCUGUCAGUGUGCAGCAGCGACAGUCUAGACGAGUCCAAGUCCUUCAGCUCCGACGGCACCUCACCAGAACUCUGCGACCUGGCCCCGGGGGAAGACCUGUCCGUCACCUCGUCUUCCGUCCCAUUACGGGAGGACUGCAAGACAGUGCCACCGCUUACUGUGCGGCUUCACACCCGCAGCAUGACAAAGUGCGUAACCGAAGAGGGUCACGCCGUUGCUGUGGGUGACAUCGUGUGGGGGAAGAUUCACGGCUUCCCCUGGUGGCCCGCACGCGUCCUCAGCAUCAGCGGCACCCGCAAACAGGAGACGGCCAGCUGCGAGGCCCAGUGGCCCCAGGCCAAGGUAGCGUGGUUCGGUUCACCCACCACCUCCCAACUCUCCGUUGCCAAACUGUCGCCCUUCAGGGAACUCUUCAGGUCCCGCUUCAACCGCAAGAAGAAAGGGAUGUACCGAAGAGCAAUCCAGGAGGCAGCCAAGGCGGUGGGCCACAUGAGCCCCGAGAUCACAUCGCUGCUGUCCCACAGUGACACGUAGAGGCUGAGGACUGAAGAGAGAUCUCCGAGGUUUUCCUGAAUUCUCCCACUGUGUCAUCAAGACCCAGGAGGGAGUACGUGCGGUUGCCACGGCUACAAUUUAUAUACCGUUUCACAAGGCUGGUGGAAAAAAUGGCCGCCAAGGUGGAUUGUUGCUGAGACUGGAUAAGGGAGCAAAAAAAAAAACGCCAGGUAUCUCAUGCUCAACUAUUCCUCCUUUUUCUUUUUUUCUAGAUUUCAUCAUAUUUCAAAUAGAGCCGACCCUACAAGGACCCAAAUGUAUUUAUUAUCUGUAAUGGUUUUUUAUGAGUCUACUACAAUCUCUCCUCCAAGUCUGCUGCUGUCAUUACCGCGGUCCUCGAUGUGUUCACGGCGAGGUUUAACUCAUCUUCAAAGGAACCCCCCCCUCUUUACUUGGACAUGAACUGUUUGACCACGUCUCUAAAAAGUCUUACCACAAAUCCUCUUCGUUCUGUCAAUGUGAACAGCGAAGUGGUGACUGUUCCUGCUCUCCUGGCGAUCCGUGUUCCAUCCUUUCGCACCGUUAGUUGGAUUUGUGGAUGUAUUUAUAAUUAACUCUAUUCCUUUCCAGAAACAUGAUUUGUCUCUCUUCCAUUUCAUUUUUAACUUGAGGACUGUCAUGUUAUCAAACCCCCCCUACCCUUCCCCUUUCAACUCUUUAUUUUCCUGAGAUACAUUUUUACAUCACUUUAUUUAAAGCGUCACGUUUAAGAAAAAAAGCACUUUAUCUGUACCUUGGUGGCCUGCUGUGAGCUCACUGUCUGAGACACUAUUUGCGAGAUACAGCCCUGAUAGGCAGCAGGGGAGUUCAGAAGCCUUGUGGUUGACUAUCCAUGGCCUUGGAGAUUCUUUGUUUUAUUUUAUUGUACGAUUUAUGGGACACCAGACACGGAUGGUUGUGUACACUGUAUUCUCGACUUUGGGUGCAUUUUCUCUCUCAGCUCACACACACACACACUACAACAACAUUUCCACUGGAGAAACAUGGGUGAACACAUGUGUCAAAGCCCCCUAUGCAUUAUCAGUUAAAGCUUUAUGAGUGGGAGAAGAAGGAAAAACAUGCUGUAAGAAUACUGUGAAUUCAACUGCUGAAGAGGAACUCCCUACUACUCAGUCAUUGGCAGAAGAGCAGACUGCAACGCUGACCUUUAGUGACCUUUGUGUUGAAAGCAGCACUGUUGGAAUAGGGGGAGGGAGGGCAGCGAAGGCAAGAGGCUGUCAAGCAAAGCCCGGUCUGUAUUAAAAAAAAAACACAGAGCGAAGGCACACAGUCACGCUCGGACAACCAGACGUCUCCCUCCUGCUCGUCCGGAACACUCCGCUCACAUGGAGGCUGAAAGCAGCUCAUCCUUUGUCAAAGAGAGAUGUGUGUUUAUUAGGGGAGCAUGUAAUGCACUCCUCCCAUUUUUGAUAAUCUGCGGUUUGACUGUGCUGUCAAGUCCCGGCUAGUUUCCAGGCAGCCUUACACAAGACGAGUGGGAGAGUCUCAGCAUAUGUUUGCCUGAGAGCGGCCGGCAGGAUGAGCAACAUGGCUGUCUACUGUUGCCCACGUUGGUCAAUGUUAUUGGCUACUUUUUUUUUGUUUUCUUUUUUACAUGUACUGUACAUAAAAUAAAAUAUAAAGCAAUA